This is a messenger RNA of Angiostrongylus costaricensis, 519 nucleotides long. Lineage: Eukaryota; Metazoa; Nematoda; Chromadorea; Rhabditida; Metastrongylidae. The record is from the annotation of a GenBank genome assembly.
CUUUACAUGAUUCAUACAUUCCAAGUUUUUGUGUUUGGGAGAUUUUCUGUACGUAAUGUUAAAUUGCUACGAUUUCAGUAUGGUUUCAAUUUUUACUUGUACUAUCUUGUCAACUGGCCGGAAUACUACCAGGUGGCGGAGCAUCCAAAUGGACAGAUCAUGGGUUACAUUAUGGGAAAAGCAGAAGGGAGAGAUGAAAAUUGGCACGGUCAUGUUACUGCUUUGUCCGUGGCACCUGAUUAUCGUCGACUUGGACUCGGAGCACGCAUGAUGUCCACUCUUGAGCACAUCUCUGACAUGAAGAAGGCAUAUUUCGUGGAUCUUUUCGUCCGUGUUUCGAACCACGUCGCCAUCACCAUGUAUGAAGCACUUGGAUACGUUGUUUACAGAGAGAUUAUAGAUUAUUACUCAGGACCAAGAGACGAGAAUGCCUAUGAUAUGCGGAAGGCAUUAUCAAUGGACAAGGAGAAGAAAAGUAUGGUACCAUUGCCACAUCCUGUUCAUUCUAAUGAUAUUUAG